Molecule: messenger RNA, 2046 nt
Organism: Choloepus didactylus (southern two-toed sloth)
Lineage: Eukaryota; Metazoa; Chordata; Mammalia; Pilosa; Megalonychidae
Gene: C1RL
Product: complement C1r subcomponent like
Exons: 6
Coding region: 120-1586 (488 amino acids)
Biological process (GO): zymogen activation
Cellular component (GO): blood microparticle
Molecular function (GO): serine-type endopeptidase activity
Source: RefSeq, a predicted model, not a curated record
CAGUAACUUCCACCUCCUCCCCCCUGGGCCUUCUCCAGCCCCACCUCCCGUGCCCUGGCCUAGUCCCAGAGCAGGGGAACUGUCUCUGGAGAAGCCCCCACCCCGCAAGCUGCCUAGGCAUGAUGUGGUGGCUGUUCCUCUGGGGGGCCCUCCAGGUCUGCCCCACACAGGGCAGUGUCCUCUUGGCCCAGCAGCUACCCCAGAAGCUGACAUCUCCCCAGUACCCGGAGCCGUAUGGCAAAGGCCAGGAAUGCACCGCUGACAUCGAGGCUCCAGAGGGCUUUGCAGUGAAGCUCCUCUUCAAGGACUUCGACCUGGAGCCGUCCCCGCACUGUGAGCGGGACUCUGUCACAAUCACAGAUGGUGGGACCACCCUGGGCCGGUUCUGUGGGCAGCAGGGACCCUCGCUAGGCAGCACCCCUGGUCAGAGGGAGUUUGUGUCCUCAGGGAGCAGGGUGCAGCUGACCUUCCGCACAGAUGCCUCCUCGAAGAACAAGACCGGCCCUCUCCACAAGGGCUUCCUGGCCCUCUACCAAGCUGUGGCUGUGAACAACAGUCAGCCCAUCAGCCAGGCCAGCGGGGGCUCCGAGGCCAUCAGGACACCUGGAGACAAGCCCUCCAAGGCCCAGAACCACUGCCAAGAGCCGUAUUAUCAGGCCUUGCCAGCAGCUCACUCCUCCAGGACUCUCCCCUGUGCAGCGCAGGGCCCCUGGAAGGACACACGGGAUAGGGAAGAGGUUCCUCAGUGUGUGCCUGUGUGUGGACGGCCGGUCACCCCCAUCGCCCAGCACCAGGAGGCCCCCGGUUCUCCCGGAGCCGGGCCGGGCAGCUUCCCCUGGCAAGCCUUAACCAGCAUCCACGGGCGCGGGGGCGGGGCCCUGCUGGACGACCGCUGGGUGCUCACCGCCGCGCACACCCUCCACCCCAAGGACUGCGUCUUCCAGGGCAAGAACCGGAGCGUGGACGUGUUCCUGGGCCACACACACGCAGAGGAGAUGAUGGAACUGGGAAACCACCCCGUCCGCCGUGUCUUCGUGCACCCGGACUACCGUCAGCACGAGCCCGGCAACUUCAACGCGGACAUCGCGCUCCUGGAGCUCCAGCGCCCCGUCCGCCUGGGCCCCAACCUCCUCCCGGUCUGUCUGCCCGACAGCGAGACCCAGUACCUCAGCGGCCAGUGGGGCUACGUCAGCGGCUUUGGCGUGGAGAAGGGCAGGUUAGCCAAUGCGCUGAAACACUCAAGGCUGCCCGUGGCCCCCAGGAAGGCCUGCGAGGCCUGGCUCCGAAAGCAGCAGAGGACCGAGGUGUUUUCCGACAGUAUGUUCUGUGUUGAGGAGAGGAUGCAGCAGCAGAGCAUCUGCCAGGGGGACAGUGGCAGCGUCUUUGUGGUGUGGGAUGACCGGGCCCGCCGCUGGGUGGCCGCGGGCAUCGUGUCCUGGGGCAUCGGGUGUGGCCAGGGCUAUGACUUCUUCACCAAAGUGCUCAGCUACGUGGACUGGGUGAAGGCAGUGAUGGGGGGAAGGACCGAGCCCGGGGGCGCCUCAGCAGGGACCACCCAGCCCUGUGACCCCGCUGUGCACCCGUGACCUUGCCAUCAAGGGGCACUGCCCCCCACUCCGAGAAGACCAAGUCUUUCCAGUUUUUAGUGAGAACUUGAGGUGAUUUACAGUAAAAGACACAAAUAUAAUACAACGGUUCAAAUGGAAAUAGAAAUAGAAUACCGAAAACAGGGGGGAGACCAAAUUCGUCAGCCAUGAGAGUCAAGGUAGCUAUGUGAUUCAACGGUAACUUUAUCUGUGAAAAACAGCAGGAUUCACGGUCAUUCAUGCAUGUGAUCACUUCUAUUUUUCAAACCUGUGCACAGUACAAAAGACUAAAAAUACUCUUAAAAUAGGGAGGUUGUUUUAGGUGGGAUAAUUUUGGCUGUUUUGUUUUUCCCUACUCUUCUCUAUUUGCCAAACUUUAUUGAAUGAGCAUGUGUAAUUCAUAUUGAAAAAUGAUAUAAGCUUCCAUCUGCCAAGGCAAAUAAAAUAAAAUAUAAAUAUA